GAGUCACUACCGAGGGUGAAGUGAAUGGCGGCGUCGCGGCGUCGCGGCAACAAGAUCAGCGGGACUUCGAGUGCACCUCAGCCACCAACGACGGCAACGACGAGCGACGAGCGGGCACAAGGACAGCGAGCGAGCGACGACGACGACAACGACCUCGGCGAUCAAUCACUCACACUCGUGUCAAUCACUCUUUCUGUCUCUCUUCCUCACCAUCACAUCGCCAACACACACACCGCGACGCCAUGGGCUCGCCGGACGCCAACGCCCCGCCGCCGCUGGCCCUCCUCGACUCAUAUCCCUACCCCGCAGCAGUCGUUCGGAUACGGCGCGACGAGCCCGCCCACUCGUCGCCGCCCGAGACACCACUCGGCGGCCCAUCGCCAUCAUCGCCGCCGGCCCGCCCACGCCUAGUGUCCCCCGGCGCAGAGUUCAGCCUCGAGCGGCGCGCGCACGCGCUCACCAUCAACGUCCCGCCUCCGCACCCGCGCGCGGGCACCUCGGCGCCGCUGACGCCCGUGCCGACCGUCACUAGCGCGCGCGGCGGGCAUGCACUCGACGUCACCUGGGCCAAUGCGCAGUGGACCGCUGCUGGCGUCUCCCCGUUCGACCUGUCGCGCAUCGCUGCUUGGCUCCAGAGCGGGGACGACAAGCCGUUCCAGGUCUCGGCCCGCGGCGCGACGCUCCAGCUCGCCCGCUGCGCGGCAGGCGACGACGACACCUACGCGCUGCUCGGACAGCAGUUCGCGCCCGCGCCAAGCCCUAGACCAGCAGUCAACAUGGUGCGCGACCUCGCAUGGCCGCGCAUGGUGCCCCCCUUUGCGCCGGCCGCAGGGGACGCCCCGCCGCCCCUCCUCCGGAAAUCAUCCAACCCGCUCAACUGCCGCGAGCUGUUCGAGCAGGUCGACUGGUCGCGCACCAGCCUGGGCCCGCUGGACGAGUGGCCAGCUGGCGCGGUCACCGCCCUCGAGCUCAUGUUCAGCCACGAGAGCCAGAUUGUCCUCAAGCUCGGGACGGAGACGUCCGAGCUGUACUCGAUUUACAACGACGCGUUCUCGCCUAUCGGCUUCAGACACCCGUUCAUGAUCGGCCGGCAACACAAGGACCUGCCAUACGCGAUCCGAUCAGCAAUGGACGAGGACUGCGAUCGUGUGCUGGCCGGCGAGACGAUCCACGUCACGGACAAGCUGCUGCUAUAUGCGCACGACGACCGGGGGAGGCUGAUCGAGGAGUAUCUGAGCUGGGACAACAUGCCGCUCGAGGACCACGGGCGGGUGUUUGGCAUCUGGGGCGCGUUCACGAGCGUCACGUCCCGCGUGCUCGCGACGCGCCGGCGCAACACGGCGCGCGAGGUCAUGUCGGGCCUCGCGACGCUGCGCACCUCGGCCGAGUUCUUCUCCAGCCUGACGGCGCUGCUGGAGCACAAUGCGCACGAUGUGCCAUUCGCCAUCGCAUACAGCGUCAAGCCGACAAAACCACGCGGCGGGCGCCCGCGCGCACCGAGCGCAGACGUCGAGGUCGAGCUGAAUCUCCAGUCGACGCUCGGCGUACCUGCCCACCACGCGUCGACGCCGCAGAAGCUCGAGUACGUGCUCCCAAAGCACAAGGGCAAGUCGUUCCUCUCGCGGUUUGGCAGCUCUGCGCUCUCCGCCGAUCACCUGACGUCCGAGACGGCAUCGUCCGCCAUCUCGACGGGCGGGCCCGAUCUCGUGACGAGCUACGACACGGACGCGUGGCCGAUCCAGCUGGCACUGUCGACCGGCCGGUGUGUGGUUGUGGACGACUGCUCGGGCCUCAUCAAGGGAUACCCCGUCCGCGCGUGGGACGAGCUGCCAGACCGCGCGAUCGUCGUGCCCCUCGUCACGGCGUCCACGCCGACCGAGGACGACGUCGCCCCCGCCGUGAUCAUCAUCGGCGUUAACCUCCGCCGCCCAAUAGACGACGACUACCUCGACUGGCUGCACCAGUUCCGGCAGGGCCUGACGAUCCAGCUCGACUCGGUGCGCGUGCUCGAGGCCGAGACGGCGCGCAGAAUAGAGCGGGACAAGCUCGAGGCGGCGCGAACCAGCCUCAUCCAGGGCGCGGCGAACGCCUUCCGAACACCACUGACGCUCAUCUCGGCCCCGAUUGACGAGGUGGUCCAGACGACGCUGACUCCGUUGCAAACAAGCCGCUUGAAGUUGGCCCAGCGCCAUGUAGGGAGACUCGAGCAGCUCGUCGACUCGCUAUUGCAGUUUACUCGGCUCGAGUCUGGCCAGCUGGAGCCGCGCUUCGUCAGCGGCGACCUCGCGGCGUUUGUGCGCGACAUCGCCGACAUCUUCCGCCCGGUACUCAACUCGCGCGCGCUCGACCUCCAUGUCACAAUCGACGACGAGUCCGUGUCCAAAGUGGUGUUUGACCCGGGCCUCUUCGAGACGGUCAUCUCAAACUUUAUGAGCCAUGCGCUCCAGUCGACAACAACAGGGCCAGUUACUGUCCGCCUGUCAUCCGAACAAGUCGAAGGUGAUCAUUGGGCCGUCAUCAAUAUCGCGUAUGCCGGGACGCCAAUGCCCCGCGCGUACCUCGAGGUUCUGUCUCGCGGUUUCCAGGCGGUCGAUACUACAGGCGCUGGCACCGAGCUAGGCCUCGCACUCGCACGCGAGAUUGUGCGCCUGCAUGGAGGCGAGCUUGCGAUCGAGAGCGUCUACCCCCGCCGUCGGAUGGUGGUGCGGAGCGACGCGGAGAGCGAGCCCGUGUUCACCAAGCUCACGACGGCGUCGUUCCCAGGGUCGACGUUCACCGUGCGCUUCCCGACGUUCCACGAACACGAUGGCGAGGGAACCAUCACACUGGGCGGAUACAGUGACCGGUUGGCCAACGACGCGCUGCAGUGGUCGACCGGCAGCGCAGACGAAGAGUCAGCAAAUGGCUCAAUGUCUGGUGGCUGGACCGACGCGCUGCUGUUUGAGCGCACCGACAGGAUCCUCGUCGUCGAUAGCAACUCGGACAUUCGCGCCUACCUUCGCUCCCUGUUCAGCCCAUUCUGUCAGGUCUUUGAGGCCGAAGACGGCGCCCAGGCUCUAGAACUGGCUACGACAUGCAAGCCGAACCUCAUCCUGGCUGACCGCACCAUCCCCAAAAUCUCAGGCCAGGACCUCUUACUUGCCGUCCGCUCCGACGGGCGGACGCGCCUCAUCCCGUUCGUCUUCCUCGCUACCACCAACGAAGAGGAGGACCAGGCGACAGCGCUUGUCGCCGGCGCUGAGGACUACAUCCUCAAGCCGUUCAAGCCGCGCGAGCUGCUCGCCCGCGUCCACCUCCACAUGCAAAUGGGCAAGAAGCGGGCUGAGCUCGAGUUCAAGUUCAUGCAGCGCGAGAAGGAGUACCGCAUUCUGGCCGACUACUGUCCCAGCGGCAUUCUCCGGCUGGCCAACUACGAGGAGAUGCUGUACUGCAACGAGGCCUACUUGGGCCCCGCGGGUCUGUCCCACGCCGACCUGACUUCGGACGGCGAUUCAUGGCUCGCGCGCAUCGACCCAAGAGACCGCGAGCGUGCCCAGCGCGAAUGGAAGCAGAUCGCCGAGGGCAACCAGCCGACGACGGUCAUCAACUAUCGCUGGGCGACAGGCCGGUGCAUGUCGGCGGUCGUUGUGCGGCUUGACCUUGUGGAACCGGGCCUCACAGGCAUGCUGGCUUGCUUCUCGGACGUCACGGACUCGGAGGAGAGGUUGCACGAGGCGGAGCGUCGGCGAAUCGAGGCGGAAGAGUCGAAGCGGCAGCAGGAGCUGCUCGUUGACUUGACAUCGCACGAAAUCCGCACCCCAGUAUCGGCGAUUCUGCAGUGCUCGUCGCUAGUCAAGGAGAACCUCGCUUCUCUGAGGGACCAGCUCGCUCGUGUUGGACCAUCGGGCUUUGUCCCGCCUCCGACCCUCCUCGCCGAGCUCGCACAGGACCUGGAGGCGCUGGAGAGCAUUUACCAGUGUGGCCUGGUACAGGAGCGGAUUGCCGGCGACGUGCUCUCGCUCGCGCGCAUCCAGCUCGACAUGCUGUCGGUUCACGAGGUCGACGUCGACGUUGCCAAGCAAGCGCACAGGCUGUUGUCGGUGUUUGCGUCCGAGGCCAAGAUGAACCGCAUCUCCUUGUCGCUCGACUUUGGCGACAUGUUCAGGACCAUGGGUGUUCGUGCCGUCAAGACCGACCCUGUGCGGUUUGGCCAGGUCGUCACCAACCUCGUGACCAACGCCAUGAGGUUUACGUCGCGCGCGGCGGUACGCAACAUCACCGUGCGGUACGACCUUGCUUGGGAUCCUCCCGCUGGCGGAUCGUGUGCCCUUCCCACCUCGCCCUCGGCCACGGCACCACUCCACAAGGCCGUGCCGCCCGACAACACGCCAGUCUACCUCUACGUCAGUGUCAGUGACACUGGCCCAGGCAUGACCCCCGACGAGCAGAAGCUGCUCUUCCAGCGCUUCCAGCAGGGUAACAACCGGAUCCACACUCAGUACGGUGGCUCUGGUCUCGGCCUGUUCAUCUGCAGGAAACUCACACAACUACUCGCCGGCGACAUCUCUGUUGAGAGCAAGGUCGCGCACGGCACCACCUUCCGGUUCUACAUCAAGACACACACGGCCAACAUGUUACCGCUGCAGUCGCAGUCGCCGCUCCUCACGCCAAUCAAGGAGCGGGAUAUGCCGGAUCUCGCGCUGCUCCCGAGGCGCAUCCUCGUAGUCGAGGACAACAUCAUCAACCAGACCGUCCUGAAGCGGCAGAUGAUCAAGGCCGGGCUCGAAUGCGACGUCGCGAGCAACGGCCAAAAGGCGCUCGACCUGAUCGCGGCGUCUGAGAGCGCUGCGACGCCAUACGACGUUAUUCUCAUGGACGUCGAGAUGCCCGUCAUGGACGGGAUCACGGCAGUCGCGCGCCUGCGCUCGCUCGAGAAGGCGUCGAGCGUACCACGCCGCCUAGUGAUCGCGCUCACUGGCAACGCGCGUGGCGGGCAGAUCGACCAGGCGAUGGCGGCAGGCUUUGAUCGAGUGGUCAUCAAGCCAUACCGCCUCCCAGCUUUGCUCGAGACAAUCCAAGACACAAUGGCCAAGCACAAGGCAGGCCUCAACCAGCAAUCUUCAUAAUCCCUUUCUCGUUCCAUUACUUACUUGCAUAGUCAUCUUGGGUUUUUACAGUGUACAUUGAGCAACA
Messenger RNA from Vanrija pseudolonga, 5172 nucleotides. RefSeq names its product Sensor histidine kinase TmoS. The transcript is spliced from 5 exons. The record is from RefSeq and is a predicted model, not a curated record. Gene Ontology annotation, molecular function: histidine phosphotransfer kinase activity; phosphorelay sensor kinase activity. Gene Ontology annotation, cellular component: plasma membrane. Gene Ontology annotation, biological process: protein autophosphorylation; phosphorelay signal transduction system. Lineage: Eukaryota; Fungi; Basidiomycota; Tremellomycetes; Trichosporonales; Trichosporonaceae. The coding region runs from base 243 to 5105 and encodes 1620 amino acids.